Molecule: messenger RNA, 900 nt
Organism: Phytophthora sojae
Lineage: Eukaryota; Oomycota; Peronosporomycetes; Peronosporales; Peronosporaceae
Exons: 3
Coding region: 1-900 (299 amino acids)
Source: RefSeq, a predicted model, not a curated record
AUGACACCGCCAAGAGUGCCGAUCGCACGUCUGCUGAGGGGAGAACCAGAAAUCGAGUUGCGCUCUUCAAUAGAGGCAAUCGAUCUGGAUGAUGAGCAGAUUCCCGAGCUCCGAGCGUUCGACGACCAAACCCUUCAACACAGCGGUAAGAUAUUCGUUUCGUUACAAAGCAUUACAAGUAUUUACUAUGAGUUCGGUAAACAUAUAGGCAAAGCAAAACUAGUAGAACAGUUUAAGCUUUCUGUCUACGAAUUAGAGAACUGGGUCCCAAAAGAUGUCAACCGCUACUGGAUCGAAGUUGAUGCCGCUCUUCAACAACCUCAACUUCGGGCUGCGCUUCGGAGGUCGCUCUCUCUACCGCCGCGUGACGUACUCGUCUACGACAAGUCGAAGUUGGAUGGUCGCGACGGUGUGUAUUACCAGGCGCUGUCAUUGUUCUCCGAUUUACGCAAGAGCACGGACCCGCGAGUUGUUGAGGCAGUCGAAGCCAGCAUCAAGAACAUUAUGGAACUUGCUCAAGACGUGGGAUGCAAGAAUCCGAUCGUGCCGAAGGACUGGGUGCUAUGCAAAUACGGCAUUUCUACAAAUGUUCUGCAUAGGGUUUCCGUGUCUCUACUAGGUGACUACAAGUUUGCAAGGUUCCAGGAGUUUCGGGGCGCUCGGCUUGUGGAAUUUCCACCUACCGACCCAACUGAAAAACCCUGCACGAAACUUACUGCGAUGCGACAAGCGGAAGACUAUCUUGCGCAAACUACUCACCGGAUCGGUUUCAUCAUUCGCGGUGUGAAAGACCACCGAGAACUGUGUCUGGUGCGGAAGUCGCAGAUCGUGAGAGACUUAGCCACACUGGCAACUAUCCCGGAUAAUGUGAUUUCGCCGGUUCGAUGGAGUGAGCUGUAA